Pogona vitticeps (central bearded dragon) is the source of this 3225-nucleotide messenger RNA. RefSeq names its product kinesin family member 9 (gene KIF9). NCBI's taxonomy places the organism in Eukaryota, Metazoa, Chordata, Lepidosauria, Squamata, Agamidae. The record is from RefSeq and is a predicted model, not a curated record. Gene Ontology annotation, biological process: microtubule-based movement. Gene Ontology annotation, molecular function: microtubule motor activity; microtubule binding; ATP binding.
UUCUCCCCCCGACACACACACACACACACACACACGUGAGAGCACGCCCGCUGCUCCCGUUUGGCCGCCGGCGGCGGGAACGCGAGUCGCUCCCAGGAUCCUUCACAAUGUGCGCCAGUCAAAAGAGAGUGAAUGCCUUUGCACGAAUCAAGCCGACAGCUGAGUUUCCUCAGGACAUGAUCAGAGUUGGGGCAGAUAAUAAAACCAUAGAAAUAUACAUUGAGAGAGAUCGCUCAAAAGGAGUUGUCAACAAUAAGCAGACAGACUGGUCGUUCAAAUUAGAUGGUGUUCUUCAUAAUGAGUCCCAGGAUGCUGUUUAUGAGGCAGUCGCCAGAGACCUGGUCUCCCAAGCUCUUAAUGGAUAUAAUGGUACUAUCAUCUGCUACGGGCAAACUGGAGCUGGCAAAACCUUCACCAUGACAGGAACCACAGGAAACUACAGCCAUCGGGGGAUCAUCCCCCGAGCUAUACAACAGGUAUUCCAGUCGAUGGAAGCACACGGCAGCCAGUUCAUCACCGUUCGGAUUUCGUACUUGGAAAUCUACAACGAGACCAUCUAUGAUCUUUUAUCCCUGGCCCCUCCUGGCACAGCCAACGAAGCCCCACUGUCUGUGGUUGAGGGACCCCAGGGCGUCUCUGUUAAAGGCCUGACUUUGCAUCCGGCUCCCCACGAAGAAGUUGCUUUGAAUCUCUUGUUUGAGGGUGACACCAACAGAUCUGUUGGCCAACACGAACUAAACAGGCACUCUUCCCGGUCCCACUGCAUCUUCACCAUUUACAUCGAGUGUCACUCCAGAAUCCUUUCAGAUGCCAGGUACGUCACCUCCAAAAUUAACCUGGUGGAUCUCGCAGGCUCAGAGAGGCUGGCAAAGAGCAAAUCCGAAGGCCACGGGUUGAAAGAAGCCACCUACAUCAACAAGUCCUUGUCGUUCUUUGAACAAGUGGUCGUUGCCUUGUCUGAUCGUAACCGGGAGCACAUCCCCUUCCGCCAGAGCAAGCUCGCCUACACCUUGAAGGAUUCAUUAGGUGGAAAUUGUCGUACGGUCCUUGUAGCCAACAUCUGCAGUGAGGCCGUCCACAUCAUAGAGACGCUGUCCACGCUUCGUUUCGCGACCAGAAUGAAAUGGGUGACGACCCAGCCAAUUGUUAAUGAAAAGAUUGACAGCGAGCGGAUGGUGAAAAAUCUGGAGAAAGAAGUCCUCUACUUGAAGAACGAGUUGGCCAUGCACAACUGUUUGCUCAAUCGCCCUCUAGUAUCUUACGAGCCCCUGAACGAAAUCCAGAUAGCGGAGAUCAACUCUCAAGUCCGCCGGUACCUCGAAGGAGCCAUAGAUGAGCUAGACAUCAUGAGCGUCAGGCAAAUCCACGAAGUGUUUAACCAGUUCAAAAUGAUUUUGAGCCAACAAGAGCAGGAAGUGGAAGCCAGGCUGCGGAGCAAAUACACCCUGAUUGAUAAAAACGACUUUGCAACUCUGUCUGUCGUCCAGAAGGCAGGUCUGGUGGAUGCCGAGGGCCACCUGGUUGGGGAACUGGAUGGGCAGAGCUUUGGCAUCGGAGCGGCACCUUCCUCAUCCAAGCCGGGCGGGAGGAGGGCAAAAGCCAAGAAGGGCAAAGAGCCCGUCAGCCCCGUGGUGCGGAAAGAAGGGCUGGCAAGUCCUCUUUCUGGGAAGGAUUUGGAAUCGGUGUCCCCCUCCCGCAGCCUGGUGGGCGCCCCCACCAAGGAACUAGACACCAAGGAUGUCAGGGAGCAAGAGGUUGCCAGCCUGGAGACACAUCGCUCGGACUCUGCACCGAAAGAGGAUGCGGUCACAAGGCCCAGUUCCCCACCAACCAAGGCAGCCGCCUUUGAGGACUUCAAGAACGAGCGCGGGAGCGAGAUCAACCGGAUCUUCAAGGAGAACAAAGCCAUCCUGGUUGACCGCCGGAAAAAAAUGACCGAGGCGGCCCAGCGGGUCAACCUGCUGAAGCAGGAGAUGGACGCCACCCGGCAAGCCCUAGAGGUCCAGAAAUUUGAGCGAGAGCAACAGGGAGAAUACCUGAACGAUGACGGACAAAUCAUCAUCGACGAAGAGGAGUUCCUGUUGCUGAUGAAGCUGAAGGAUCUGAGGAAGCAGUACCGGGCAGAUUACAAUGAGCUGCGAGGCCUCCAGUCAGAAGUUCAGUAUUGCCAGCACCUGGUCGACCAGUGCCGCAACCGACUGGUCGCAGAAUUUGAAAUUUGGUACAAUGAGUCCUUUCUUAUCCCGGAAGAGGUCCAGGAGGCACUGAGACCUGGAGGAACCAUAAGGCUGGGCAUGAUUCCCAUGAACAGAGUCCUGACUCUGGACGAAGACGACCAGGAGAGGUUUGACCGGAUGCAACAGGAAGUGCUGCCGUUCUGCCCAGCGUCCGUCUCCUUCUACAACGCCAAAGCAAAAGUGGACCGUAAGCAUAAGUAUUCCCGAGCCAUGAGUGCCCUCGAGCAAAUGAGGAAGAAGCCUGGAUCCGUCCAAGCGGCGGUGAAGAACAAGCCCCCCUCCGUCCUUCACAUUGUAUAGCGGAGCCAGAGUGAGUCGUGUCUCUCAUUUCUUACGAACUCAACAGACCUCUUCACGGUGCGAGCCCAAAAUAUGUUUAUAUUCAACAUGGAUGGAUGGCAUAAUAAAAGUCUGGGAUUCUUAAGUAUGAGUCACAAAAUCCUCUGGUGCAAAGCUUGUUUUGUCCAACGCCAUUCACAAAGAUGGUUGCCUGGUUAGGUAAUACCUCGGUUACUGGAAAGGAAGAUUCAGGGCCGUAGAGUUGGACUGAAAAUAGCGUUUGCACAUAUCUUUGAGAUUAAGAGGACAGGAACUCGGGCAGACUGCUUCACUCACACCUGCUUCACGAAAGACAAGGAGCCUGCAAAGUUUGCUGUGAUAUUUCAGUGUUUUCGGGGGUCAAGGGAGAUGCCAUGAAUCUCUGGUGACUACCCUAGCCAUCAUCCCAAGCAUCCCCAGCCGUGGCCACUCCGGCAUCACUCUGAGAAGAGCAUUACGUCUGCUUCUCGGACGGCCAUUCAAGGGUGAGGAAAGUCUUCAGAUUUCAUCCCAGAUCAUUAAAGGCACUAUAUCCAGGAACGGAGUCUCUGUGAUCUGUGAUCUGGCUAACAGUUUUUUAAGAGCGAGGAGAGGUGUAGUUUCCCACACUGCUUUCCUUCCAAGCAGUCCCCUGCAGCCAGAUCUCCCCCUCUUGCACACAGAUUCUGCU